Molecule: messenger RNA, 939 nt
Organism: Yamadazyma jaroonii
Lineage: Eukaryota; Fungi; Ascomycota; Pichiomycetes; Serinales; Debaryomycetaceae
Source: the annotation of a GenBank genome assembly
AUGAACUUCAAACGAGUGGAAGCUGGGAAACUUGGACAAACCCUUGUUCAAGUUCGUUUUAAAAGGAAGUUAGCAUAUCCAGAUCGUUAUAAUCCUCGAGUACCUCAACCUAAUGGAAGAAAAGAUCAUUCAUCCUAUUUCCAAAGAGCCAUUAAACAAUUCUUAGGUCCAAAGAACAUCAAAGGUGAAUAUUAUAAGAAUAAAUAUUAUUAUCCUCCACAAAACAAUCAGCCUAGUUAUAUUGUACCUGAUGGUAAAUCUGUAGAGGGAGAAGAAGCUGAAUCCCGUAGAUUCGGAAACAGUAAUAGAAAUCCUUCAUUACAUCCAUUUCCUGAUAAUAUUCAAUGUAAAACUGCUUCAAAUAUAAGUUAUGAAUUAAGAGAAAAAAUUGUUGAUGAUUCACUUUCUUUACCUGUUGAAAAAGUAGCACAAAAAUACGGUCUUAAGUUAGCAAGAGUAGAAGCUAUCGUAAGAUUAUAUAAUAUUGAAAAAGAUUGGAGAGAAAAGUCAAAAAUCACUAGUGAUUUAGAUAAGUUCUCUAAAGUUAUGUAUAAUAUGUUCCCAUUAUAUAAUCCUCCAGUUGAAUCAGAAAAUUUGACGGAAAUUCCAGUACCAAAGAAGACUUUACAUCAAAGAUUCGUAUCGAUUGCUGAAAGUGAACCUUUUGGACCAGUUGAUGCUGCUAAAGUAUUUGGUUUGGAACCUGCUAGUGAGACUUUAGCUAAAUUAACUCACAUUAAUGAUGAUGCACAAGAAAUUCAAAAUCACCAACAUCAAGUAAUUGUUGGUAAAGAAAAGGAAGGUGACAGGGGAUUAUUCAAAUUCGUUCAAGCUAAAGCUGGGGAAGUUGGAUUCAGAUAUGGUGCUUCUAGAAGGGAUAAGAAGAAAGAUAAAGCCGUUGGGUUUGAUAGGACGGGUAGAUUAUAUAAUCUUUUAUAA